Erinaceus europaeus (western European hedgehog) is the source of this 4124-nucleotide messenger RNA. RefSeq names its product EPH receptor B3 (gene EPHB3). Gene Ontology annotation, molecular function: ATP binding; transmembrane-ephrin receptor activity; protein binding. The transcript has 16 exons. The coding region runs from base 425 to 3403 and encodes 992 amino acids. The record is from RefSeq and is a predicted model, not a curated record. Lineage: Eukaryota; Metazoa; Chordata; Mammalia; Eulipotyphla; Erinaceidae. Gene Ontology annotation, biological process: protein phosphorylation; cell surface receptor protein tyrosine kinase signaling pathway; axon guidance. Gene Ontology annotation, cellular component: plasma membrane; neuron projection.
AGUGCUGGGCCCAGCAGAAGUGAGGACGUGAGCGGCGCGGCGCGGAGCUCCUCGGACCCUGCCGGCGCUCCCGGAGCCGCGACCCGAGCGCCGCGGCGUGCCGCCAGACAGAGUGCACGCCCGGCCGCGCCCACCGCGCCGCCCGCCAGCCAGCGCUCCCGGAGCCUCCUGGACCGGCCCAUCCAGAUUCCCGCGAAGCCGAUCUGCUCGCACCCCGGCAUCGCCUGCAUCGGGCGCCCGUCUGCACCGCGCCGGGCGGACCCUCCCCGCAGCCCGCCUGCACCGCGCCGCAGCCCGGUCCCCGGAGCGCCCUCCCGUACCGCGCCGCCGCCGUGCCGGCUAUCCCGAGCCGAGCGCGCGCUCCCCGGAGCCCGCAGCCCCGCCGGCGCGGCCCGGCCCGGCUCGGCUCCAGGAGACCCCGGCCAUGGCCCGAGCCCGCCCGCCGGGGCCGCCGCCGCUGCUCCCCGGGCUGUUGCUGCCGCUGCUCCUGGCCGCCGGCUGCGGAGCGCUGGAAGAGACCCUCAUGGACACCAAGUGGGUGACGUCUGAGUUGGCGUGGACAUCUCAUCCUGAAAGUGGGUGGGAAGAGGUGAGCGGCUACGAUGAGGCCAUGAACCCCAUCCGCACGUACCAGGUGUGCAACGUGCGAGAGCCGAGCCAGAACAACUGGCUGCGCACUGGCUUCAUCUGGCGGCAGGACGUGCAGCGGGUGUACGUGGAGCUCAAGUUCACGGUGCGGGACUGCAGCAGCAUCCCCAACAUCCCCGGCUCCUGCAAGGAGACCUUCAACCUCUUCUACUACGAGGCGGAUGGCGACGUGGCCUCGGCCUCUGCCCCCUUCUGGAUGGAGAACCCCUAUGUGAAGGUGGACACCAUCGCGCCCGACGAGAGCUUCUCGCGCCUGGAUGCCGGCCGUGUCAACACCAAAGUGCGCAGCUUCGGGCCGCUGUCCAAGGCGGGCUUCUACUUGGCCUUCCAGGACCAGGGCGCCUGCAUGUCGCUCAUCUCCGUGCGCGCCUUCUACAAGAAGUGUGCCUCUACCACCGCGGGCUUCGCGCUCUUCCCUGAGACCCUCACCGGGGCCGAGCCCACCUCGCUGGUCAUCGCCCCCGGCACCUGCAUCGCCAACGCCGUGGAGGUAUCCGUGCCGCUCAAGCUGUACUGCAACGGGGACGGCGAGUGGAUGGUGCCCGUGGGCGCCUGCACCUGUGCCACCGGCUAUGAGCCGGCCUCCAAGGAGUCCCAGUGCCGUGCCUGUCCCCCUGGGAGCUACAAGGCCAAGCAGGGGGAGGGGCCUUGCCUUCCCUGCCCCCCCAACAGCCGAACCACCUCCCUGGCCGCCAGCAUCUGCACCUGCCACAACAACUUCUAUCGUGCCGAUUCAGACUCUGCCGACAGCGCCUGCACCACUGUGCCUUCUCCACCCCGGGGUGUCAUCUCCAAUGUGAAUGAGACAUCUCUGAUCCUGGAGUGGAGUGAGCCCCGGGACCUAGGGGGCCGAGACGACCUCCUCUACAACGUUAUCUGUAAGAAGUGCCGAGGGGGCCCUGGGCUGGGGGGCGCCCCUACCUGCUCUCGCUGUGAUGACAAUGUGGAGUUUGAGCCCCGGCAGCUGGGCCUGACGGAGCGGCGUGUCCACAUUAGCCACCUACUGGCCCACACGCAAUACACCUUCGAGGUGCAGGCGGUCAAUGGGGUGUCGGGCAAGAGCCCCCUGCCGCCCCGCUACGCUGCUGUCAACAUCACCACCAACCAGGCUGCCCCGUCCGCGGUGCCCACACUGCACCUGCACAGCAGCACCGGCAGCAGCCUCACCCUGUCCUGGGCGCCCCCGGAGCGCCCCAACGGCGUCAUCCUGGACUACGAGAUGAAGUACUUUGAGAAGACUCAGGGCAUUGCCUCCACGGUGACCAGCCAGAAGAACUCAGUGCAACUGGACGGCCUGCGGCCCGAGGCCCGCUACGUGGUGCAGGUGCGCGCCCGCACGGUGGCCGGCUACGGGCAGUACAGCCACCCUGCUGAGUUCGAGACCACCAGCGAGAGAGGCUCCGGUGCCCAGCGGCUCCAGGAACAGCUGCCCCUCAUCGUGGGCUCUGUUGCUGCCGGGCUUGUCUUCGUGGCGGCUGUCGUGGUCAUCGCUAUCGUCUGCCUCAGGAAGCAGCGCCACACCCCUGACUCCGAGUACACGGAGAAGCUGCAGCAAUACAUUGCUCCUGGAAUGAAGGUCUAUAUUGACCCUUUCACCUACGAGGAUCCCAAUGAGGCCGUGCGGGAGUUUGCCAAGGAGAUUGAUGUGUCCUGUGUCAAGAUAGAGGAGGUGAUAGGAGCAGGGGAGUUUGGGGAGGUGUGCCGGGGCCGGCUGAAGCAGCCUGGCCGACGGGAGGUGUUCGUGGCCAUCAAGACGCUGAAGGUAGGCUACACGGAGCGGCAGCGGCGAGACUUCCUCAGUGAGGCCUCCAUCAUGGGCCAGUUCGACCACCCCAACAUCAUCCGCCUGGAGGGCGUGGUCACCAAGAGCCGGCCUGUCAUGAUCCUCACCGAGUUCAUGGAGAACUGUGCCCUGGAUUCCUUUCUGCGGCUCAAUGAUGGGCAGUUCACAGUCAUCCAGCUGGUGGGCAUGCUGCGGGGCAUUGCGGCAGGCAUGAAGUAUCUUUCGGAGAUGAACUACGUGCACCGAGACCUGGCCGCCCGCAACAUCCUGGUUAACAGCAACCUAGUCUGCAAGGUGUCUGACUUCGGCCUGUCGAGAUUCCUGGAGGAUGACCCCUCAGACCCCACAUACACCAGCUCACUGGGCGGGAAGAUCCCCAUUCGCUGGACAGCCCCUGAGGCCAUCGCCUACCGCAAGUUCACCUCAGCCAGCGACGUGUGGAGCUACGGCAUCGUCAUGUGGGAGGUCAUGAGCUAUGGGGAGCGGCCCUACUGGGAUAUGAGCAACCAGGAUGUCAUCAACGCAGUGGAGCAGGACUACCGGCUGCCCCCGCCCAUGGACUGCCCCACGGCCCUACACCAGCUCAUGUUGGACUGCUGGGUGCGGGACCGCAACCUCCGGCCCAAGUUCUCCCAGAUCGUCAACACCCUGGACAAGCUCAUCCGCAAUGCCGCCAGCCUCAAGGUCAUCGCCACCGCCCAGUCUGGCAUGUCCCAGCCCCUCCUGGACCGCACGGUCCCUGACUACACUACCUUCACGACGGUGGGCGACUGGCUGGACGCCAUCAAGAUGGGGCGCUACAAGGAGAGCUUCAGCAGCGCUGGCUUUGCCUCCUUCGACUUGGUGGCUCAGAUGACAGCAGAGGACCUGCUCCGAAUCGGGGUCACCUUGGCCGGCCACCAGAAGAAGAUCCUGAGCAGCAUCCAGGACAUGAGGCUGCAGAUGAACCAGACACUGCCCGUGCAGGUCUGACGGCGCCACCGCAGUGAGGACUCUGCACAGAGGAUUCCUCCAGCCGCCUGGACCUAGGGACUUGGGGUCCAGUGCGGGGAAGGCCCCAGCCAUGGGGGGGUGGCCCCCCAGGCCUAUGCUCCCUCUGCAGGAAGCUAGCCCCACACCUCUUCAUAUUGAAGAUGGAUUAGGAGAGGGCAUGGUGAGCCCUCCCCAAGCCCCUCGGGGCCCAGGCCUUCCUGUUCUCCUGUGGGGGACGCCCCACCACCUCAGACUUGGCUUCUCAGUGCCAGAGGGUCUGGCCGGUCAGGUGGGGGACCAGCCGGGGUACCUACCACAGGGCCCAGCCCUGGUAGGGGUCUGGCCCCCCCAGGUAGGUAGAGACCAGCCCCUCCCUCAGGAACUGGAAGAGUGGACUCUGGGAGUGGGAGGGACUCGAAGCCCCCAUCCUGAAGCCAGCCGGCACCUCCAGUUUGCACAGGGACUCAUUCUGGGGGUGAGGGCCCUGCCCCACCCCCGCCCUUGGUGCUGUCAUUACAGGGUGGGUGGGGCAGGCUGAGGAGCAGCCCCUCCACCCCAAGACUGACUCUCAGAGCCAGAGAUCUGGUGUGUGCGUGUGUGUGCAUGUGAGCGUGUGUGAGUGAGUGUGUGCACGCAGUGGCCUGCACAGAGUGUGGGUGAGCGUGUCAGAGCUUGGCCUGCCCUACAGGUGGGCCUUCAGCUAAUAAAGGCAAUAAUACAA